AGCGGUCGCCAGUGCCCGGCGUGUGCCAGGAGCCCGCCGGUGCCGCAGGAGGAGCAGGAAGCGCCCGGGCACAUCCAGCCUCGCUAUCACAUGACUCAGCAGCGGCAGCCGCCGGGCUGAGUUCACCCAGCGCCGCGCCGGGAGGGGGGAAACCUACCGCCGCCGCCGCCGCUGCGAUGAGCCCGCGGCCCCGCGGCUGCCCCUGAGCCCGUCGUUCACACCCCCCCUACCACCACCCCCGCCCGGUUCCCCCAUUGCGGAAGCGCGGCGGGGGCCGCCGGAGCCGCCGCCGCAGCAGCAGCAGCGCUGCCCGCCGGCGCCCCCCGCUCCCCGCCCUGCGCGGCGGACCCGGCGCUGCCGCCGCCGGCGGGGGUACUAUGCUUACGCGGGUGAAGUCCGCCGUGGCCAAUUUCAUGGGCGGCAUCAUGGCUGGCAGCGCGGGGGCCGACCACGGCAGCGGCGCGGACUUGCCCCUCCGCUUCCCUUACGGGAGACCCGAGUUCCUGGGACUGUCGCCGGACGAGGUGGAGUGCUCCGCCGACCACAUCGCCCGCCCCAUCCUCAUCCUCAGCAAGGAGACCCGCCGCCUGCCCUGGACCACGGGCUACGCGGAGGUAAUAAAUGCAGGGAAGAGCACGCACAAUGAAGAUCAAGCCAGCUGUGAAGUCCUCUUUGUCAAGAAGAAAGCUGGAGGUGCUAAUUCUACACCAAACAAGAACUCAACAAAACGGAGGUCGUCGCUGCCUAAUGGAGAAGGUCUCCAGCUGAAAGACAAUUCAGACACAGAUGGUAUCAACCUCUACUACUGGUCCCUAUUUGAUGGACAUGCUGGGUCUGGAGCAGCUGUGGUCGCUUCCAAACUGCUGCAGCACCAUAUCCUGGAGCAGCUGCAGGAGAUUGUGGACAUCCUGAGGAACACAGCCGUCCUCCCGCCCACCUGCCUGGGAGAGGAGCCUGACAACCCGGCCACCAACAGCAGGACACUGACGCGGGCGGCCUCCCUCCGUGGUGGUGUGGGGGCCCCGGGCUCACCCAGCACACCUCCAACACGCUUCUUCACCGAGAAGAAGAUCCCACAUGAGUGCCUGGUUAUUGGGGCCAUAGAAAGUGCAUUCAAGGAAAUGGAUUUGCAAAUAGAACGAGAGAGGACCGUGUAUAAUAUUUCUGGCGGCUGCACAGCCCUUGUGGUGGUGUAUUUAUUGGGGAAGCUUUAUGUGGCAAACGCUGGUGACAGCAGGGCUAUAAUAAUCCGAAAUGGCGAAGUGAUUCCAAUGUCUUCGGAAUUCACUCCAGAGACCGAACGCCAGCGACUUCAGUAUCUGGCUUACAUGCAGCCCCACUUGCUGGGAAAUGAGUUCACACAUUUAGAGUUUCCACGGAGGGUGCAGCGCAAGGAAGUUGGAAAGAGGAUGCUCUACCGUGACUUCAACAUGACUGGCUGGGCAUACAAAACCAUUGAGGAAGAUGACUUGAAGUUUCCCCUUAUAUACGGAGAAGGCAAGAAGGCUCGGGUUAUGGCAACAAUUGGAGUGACCCGAGGACUGGGAGAUCAUGACCUGAAAGUGCACGACUCCAAUAUAUACAUCAAACCUUUCCUGUCCUCAUCUCCCGAGGUUAGAGUCUACGACCUCCUGCAGUAUGAGCAUGGGCCAGAUGAUGUCCUGAUCCUAGCUACUGAUGGACUCUGGGAUGUGCUGUUAAAUGAAGAAGUGGCAGAAGCUGUCACUAACUUUCUACCAAACUGUGACCCCGAUGAUCCCCACAGGUACACGCUGGCGGCGCAGGACCUGGUGAUGCGAGCCAGGGGAGUGCUGAAGGACCGGGGCUGGCGAAUAUCCAACGACAGGCUGGGCUCUGGAGACGACAUCUCUGUCUACGUCAUCCCUUUAAUACAUGGGAACAAACAGUCGUGAAAGUAGCAUCAAGAGUGGUUAUGGGAUGGGGAUCUUUUGGGGAAGGGACUGUAAGAGACAAUAUGUUUUUGGUGAUCUGACCAGGACACUUCCAACUGAUGUAAUCUAUUCAAAACAAAUGCUGGAGGGAUGUUCUUCUGCCCGAAAGGUAGGGCUCUGCACAUAUACUGUAUAUGAUUAAAGAUAACCCUUAAGAUUACAAUUUCCCUAUAGAAAUGGUUUUGGUGCUUAACAGGAAUGGGAUUUAAAUGCUGCUAGCAUAUUCUGGAUUCUGUUAUCCCUCCAGGUGGGGAAUUAUUUUUUUUCCUCGGUUUACCAUGUAGCUUGGAAGAGCCAUUUCAGUUGUGAAAGUAGAAGUAGGUAUCAGAAGCCAAGGAGGCUCCUGAAAUCUACCCCCAAACAUUCAGAAGGUGACUUGGGUCACAUCUCAUUUAAAAAUAGCUAUAUAUACGCAUAUGAGACUCAAGAGUUUUCUUCUUUCAAAAAGUUGCAUUCAUGACUUAUGGACAACUUCAAACUUGUGUAAUCCUUGGAACCCCCAUUUUCCUCUCCUGUCUCUUCUUCAGUAGAUUAUGCUCCUGUAUUUUAGUGGGAAAACUGAAAUUGUUUUCAGUGUGACUAUGCCUGUUUACUGCAGCUAAAACAGCCACCUGCAAAAUUGUCCAGGAGAAAUAGUUCACAGUCCUGUAUGGCAAGAUUUAUUCUGGUGUGAGGAGUUACUUGUCAGGAUUCCCUGUUGCGUGUAUACUAUGAUUAUACAGAGCACGCGAACUCAGCGCUAUGCGAUGUUUACCCUGGAGGCCAUGGUUUCUUUGGGAUCAGAGAUUUUCAUUCGUUGAAUGGUUCUGCCUGCUUUAUCCUGUUGAAAGGAUCCCUGACCGUACGGCUUUUGCACCAGUUGGGAUUCAGUAAAUUGAUUUGGGCUCCUGACUGUAUUUUUAGUUGGAUUCUUGCUUGAAGUGGUGGUCGUGGUGGUGUUCUCGUUAGCAGUUUGGAUACCCAGAUAGCGAUCUAUUUAAAAGUCGUUUCACUUCUUCCUGCCUCACUUACUAUUCAGUAUGCCUUUGCCUGCUUGACUUGGUGACCAGAAAGUGACAGCUUAUAACUUUGUCCUCUUGGUAUCGAGGGCUGUAGUCAAGGAUCAAAAGAUCACUGUGAUAGAUACCAGCCCUUGGCUAGCUUCAGCACCUUUUUUUCUUAGCAGUGAUGAAUCAAUUUAAAUAAAGAAAAUCCUGAGUAAAACAUUAUCAGAGUGAAAGCGAUAGUCCAAGAGGGAAACAAGUGAGCAAAGCUGCAGCUUGACUUGGCUCCCUAUUCCUCAUUGGCGGGAAACGAAGGAAAAACAACAUCAGGAGGCUGUAGCAUGUAGGCAGGUAUAUUGGCUGGGGAGCCAAAUCCAACCUGACUUUCCCCCAGUACCACGUUCUUUUGGAGCUGCAGAUUGGCUUGUACUUCUUGGCUAGCCAGAAACUUGGGGGCUAACGCACUUGUAGGGCACUGGCCAGGCAGCUCACAAGUGUUGUGUCCUUUCUGAAGGAGGAGGAGGACGCCGUGCCCUUUGCAGACUCUCUCCCGAACAGGCGUGGCCAAGAGCUUGCCAGUUUUGUCAUUUAUAAUGUGCUACGUAAACACCGCGCAGCGCGUGGGGGGUACAGCUGCCCAGGUGCUUUAUUUGAUUGCAUCCGGACAUACCUGUGCAACAGUCUCAGUGGGUUUGAACCCCGCCUUGUUCUAAAUCUUUAGACCCAGUAGGAGUUUCCGGUUGAGAGGGGGCAGUGCGGAGUGUGUAAUGGCUCAAACGUGCAGCAAACUGCAUGAUUUUAGCCUGGAAACUGUUCCGUGCAUUCCCCGGUGCCUGCAUGUGAUAAAGCUGCGCAGAACACAGACGUUUUAUAUUCUAGAGCUUCAGCAUAAAUCAAUGGCGUAUCUGAUUAUGUGUUGUCAUGCUUUAUCUAUUCUUUCCUUAUUUUUUUCCUUUACCUCUUUUUCUGUAUGCAGCUGGGUGAAAAGAGAGGUUUGGAGUCUAAAUAUUUUCCACGUGGCCCCUCAUAUGUUUUAAAGUUUAAGCAAGAGAUCUUCUCUUGCACUUUUUUUUUUUGGCCUAAUAAACUUGUAAACAUGCUUUUCAUGCUCUGUGUAACUCCUGUUGUCUCUUCACAAAUGCAGUUGUGUAGUCCUCUAGCGAUUCAGAUCCUCUUUCACAAAGAAACUAAUGCUGGCAAUUCCAGGGGAGUCGUCUGACCAGCAAAGAACCUGGUGCUUGCUGGUCCCAGCUGCAGCCCUGAGUCAAGUAUUUCAGUGCCCAUGUGUUGUUAAUCUUCAUUAUUUGGUAACAUGGUGUCAACACACACACCAGUCGUUAUAAAACCACUGAGUACAAUGCGGUGGAAAUAAAUUUCCAGUGUAGCACUUUCCAAAAUUUGAAAGUGUAAUUUCAAGGCAACGGACGAUGCACCUUCUCAUUCAGGGGUGUUUUCAAACAUAACCCUGGAGAGUUGGGUUAGGAGCGUGCACGACUUGGUGGGAGCAAACUGGCUGGUGACUUCUCAGAGCAAAAUCUCCUGGGCGCUGGCGCGGCUUCGAGAACGGGCCUCCAGUCUGUUUGUUGGUCACCCGAGGUAUUGCUGUCCGUCACCCUGCUGCUCUGCAGCGGCCGUGCCCAGGUGGAGUAGCGGUAGCUAUCACAGCCUCUCCUGGAAAGGGUGGAAGUACAGUAUCAACAAUUAAUAUCAAUUAGCAUCAAUUAAUAAAUUCUGAGAACUUUAAAGGAUAAUUAAAAAAGCUUUCUACCCAGAUGUAUGUGACUGAAAGUAUGCUGUGAUGCUUUUUGUUUUGCUUUUUUACAAAGUAUCUGUUACCCAGUUCCGUGCUUGCCUCCCUAGAGCAUCUCUGGUACAUCUCCGAUACGCUGCGUUGGGACUUGGGCUUUCACUUCUCUCCGCUUUCACUAGGGGCUUCCUACGUGCCUGCACUGUGGUCUGUGCGCUGCUUCAAGGCAUGGUAUAAAUACAGAUACACACCAAAGCCUCGUGUAGAUAGGAGGCAGGAGUCACUUCUUGGGCAGGUGUUGUGUGAGAAGCAAAAAAAAAUUAAAAGCAUUUCCAAUUUCCUUUAUAGGUUGAAUUAUUUUGGGAGUCACAACAUUAGAAACCAGUGAUGGCAGGGAGGAUCCGUGGUGCACAAACCCAUUUUUCAGGUAGGCGGGGGAUGGGUAUUGCCAUGUGCAGACUCGCAGCUGCCCUAGGGCUGAGUGAAGCGCCUGCGUGAGGAGCAGACGCUCGCCGCCUCAAACUGGAGCAAGGUGGGCACUAACUCCAAAUUUUAGAUCCUUGGCACGUCAUCUUAGUCAGUGCCUGUUGCCAGCAGUACUAUGGGGGUUUUUGCCAGUGAACUUCCCUUAGUAUCCAAAAGUUGUUUAAGGCUCCGUUGCAAGGAACCUCGGUCCCGCGUUACGUCUGUAUUCGU
Chroicocephalus ridibundus (black-headed gull) is the source of this 5378-nucleotide messenger RNA. It is a transcript of the gene PPM1H, whose product is annotated as protein phosphatase, Mg2+/Mn2+ dependent 1H. Gene Ontology annotation, biological process: protein dephosphorylation. The record is from RefSeq and is a predicted model, not a curated record. The transcript is spliced from 10 exons. Lineage: Eukaryota; Metazoa; Chordata; Aves; Charadriiformes; Laridae. Gene Ontology annotation, molecular function: protein serine/threonine phosphatase activity. Bases 378 to 1913 code for a protein of 511 amino acids.